GUUCUGCAAGUGGGCAGAGCAAACACAGAGGCUCGUGCGCUGAGGCUAGAAUCUCAUCCCUCCAGUCUGCCCCACACAACGACGUCUCCGGUCGCUCCUUCCUUGGAUUUUAAGUCUUAUUACCACCAUUUAACAUCGCCGUGAGCCACCGACACAAACCAUUAAGAAGGAGGAUGCAGCAGGUCAGACUCGGUCCCCUGAGAUGCUACUGAGCGAUGAGGAUGGGUCAGAGAAGGAAAUCGCGCUGGUGAGGCAAACAAGCCGUGCACCACCCCUCAAAAACCACCGCAGCUACACCGACUGACGCAGCCAUGCCCCGCCUGCCCUCCUGAUUCUCCUCCCUGACUUCUGCGCCUCCCGCUCGGUCCAAUCAGAGUCACAGCAACUCCCCGUUGAGUCAGCAUGGCUACUCCCUUUCUGUGGAAGCUGUCGUCCCAGAAGCUGGGCUUCUUCCUGGUCAGCUUCGGGUUCAUCUGGGGCAUGAUGCUGCUGCAUUUCACCAUCCAGCAGCGGGCCAGCCAUGAGAACAGCGCUGUACUACGGCAGCAGAUCCUGGACCUCAGCAAGCGCUACAUCAAAGCGCUGGCUGAGGAGAACCAGAGUGUCAUGGAUGGACCCUAUGUCGGUACCAUGACUGCUUAUGACUUGAAGAAGACCCUCGCAGUGCUGCUGGAUAACAUCAUGCUGAGGCUGGGCAAGCUGGAGUCGAAGGUGGAGAACAUCUACAACGGUACAGGGGGAAACCUCACCAACGGCACCAGCACCGCCACACCCAGCGCCACAAACUCAGAGAAAGUGAACGUGGCAGACCUCCUAAACGGAGCCCAGGAGAAGUGUGAGCUGCCGCCUUUGGAUGGUUUCCCUCACUGCGAGGGCAAGCUCAAGUGGAUGAAGGAGAUGUGGCGCUCAGACUCCUGCUACGCCAACUACGGCGUGGAUGGAUCCACCUGCUCCUUCUUCAUCUACCUCAGUGAGGUGGAGAACUGGUGUCCUCGCCUGCCCUGGAGGACAAAGAUCCUGAAUGAAGAAAUAGACCGGAGGGGACAGGCGGAGAUCCGCACCAGCUUCGAGGAGCUUUACCGCGUGAUGUCACAACGGGAGGAGUUCCGCUGGAUGAUGCUGAGGAUCAAACGCAUGGCCGAGCCGUGGGUCAGCGCCAUCCGCUCGCUGGCUGCCAAGCAGAACCUGGCCAAGCGUCGGAGGAAGAAGAUCCUGGUCCACCUGGGCCUGCUGACCAAGGAGUCGGGCUUCAAGAUAGCAGAGAACGCCUUCAGCGGGGGCCCGUUGGGCGAGUUGGUCCAGUGGAGUGACCUCAUCACCACGCUGUACCUGCUGGGCCAUGACGUCCGCAUCUCUGCCUCCCUGGCUGAGCUCAAAGAGAUCAUGCGGAAGGUUAUGGGGAACAAGUCCAGCUGCCCGACUCAGGGUGAUAAGGUGGUCGAGCUCAUCUACAUUGACAUUGUGGGCCUCACCCAGUUCAAGAAGACACUGGGACCCUCCUGGGUCCACUACCAGUGCAUGCUGCGGGUGCUGGAUUCGUUUGGGACAGAACCAGAGUUCAAUCACGCCCACUAUGCCCAGUCGAAGGGCCACAAGACGCCCUGGGGGAAGUGGAACCUCAACCCACAGCAGUUCAACACCAUGUUCCCUCACACCCCAGACAAUAGCUUCCUGGGCUUCGUUGUGGAGCAGCACCUCAAUGCCAGCGACAUCAAGCACAUUGACGACAUCAAGAGACAGAACCAGUCGCUAGUCUAUGGCAAGGUCGACAACUUCUGGAAGGACAAGAAGAAAUACCUUGACAUUAUCCACAGCUACAUGGAGGUUCACGGCACUGUGCAUGGCACCAGCACUGUGCACCUCCCGAGCUACGUUAAGAACCACGGCAUCCUGAGUGGCCGAGACCUGCAGUUCCUCCUCCGAGAAACCAAAUUGUUUGUGGGUCUGUCCUUCCCCUACGAGGGUCCUGCUCCCCUUGAGGCCAUUGCCAACGGCUGCGCCUUCCUCAACCCCAAAUUCACCCCACCAAAGAGCAGCAAGAACACCGACUUCUUCAAGGGCAAACCCACUUUGAGAGAGCUGACCUCUCAACACCCGUACGCUGAGGUGUACAUCGGUCAGCCCCAUGUGUGGACAGUGGAUAUCGAUAACUCUGCUGAGGUGGAGAGGGCCAUCCGCUCCAUCCUCAGCCAGAAGAUUGAGCCCUACCUGCCCUACGAGUUCACCUGUGAGGGGAUGCUGCAGAGAGUCAACGCCUUCAUCGAGAACCAGGACUUCUGCCACGGUCAGGUGAUGUGGCCUCCUCUCAGCGCUCUGCAGGUCAAACUGGCCGAGCCUGGUCGCUCCUGUAAGCAGGUGUGUCAGGAGGAGCAGCUCAUCUGCGAGCCGUCCUUCUUCCAGCACCUCAACAAGGACAAGGACCUGGCCAGGUUCGGCGUGGACUGUCAGACGGUGGAGUCGAGCGCCGACACGUUGGUCCCGGCCUACAGCGAGACGCGCCACCACUGCAUCUUCCAGUCGGACCUGCUGCUGUUCAGCUGCGCCGGCGCCCACCAGUCGCUGCGACGCAUCUGCCCCUGCCGCGACUACAUGAAGGGUCAGGUGGCACUGUGCAAAGACUGCCUAUAGCACCCACACCCAGGCUGACUGGUGGAGUGUGGGGUGGGGCAGGGGCAUGGAAUUGGGGCUAGGUUUUUUGGGGGGGCAGGCUUUAGGCUUGGUGGGGUUAAACAAAGUCAGAGCAGCUUAAGGAGUGCGUGGUGUUUCAGAGACAGACACACACUCCAGGGUAUCAGUCAUACACACACACACAUCGGACUUCUUUGUGAGCAGACAAACAUUCAUAAGACUGCAUUUGUUCUUCAUAUUUAUUGUCCCCUCCACCCCCCCACCCCCCAGCUGCUGGAAGUAAAGCACUCCUGCAGCAUCCGUCAACCUUCAGAUUCACCAGUGGGCGGCGCUAUGAGUCCAGGAAGUGGUAUGAAAUUUACUUGAAUCAACAAAGGGAGUCAUGUUCGACUUAAAAGCCGCAGCAGAUGAGUUCCCUGCUGCCGCCUUGGUAGACUGCACAUAUCAGUGACUGGCUGCCUGUUUGUCUCCAGGGGUAAACGAGGGCAGCAAGGGACCAAGGAGACUCAAAUGCCCCUUCCUGACACCCGCCCCGCCCCGCCCCCUCCACUGCAACCCCUCCAUCCACUUCCCCCCUGCUCAAAUCUGAAACUGUUUAUUCUUUAGGUAGAUUUGCACUGGACUGGCAUGCCUGAAGGCCCACACACACAUACACACACACAUACACAUACAUACAGAUACAUAUAUAUACACAGGGGCCUAAUAGACAGUGGCUAAAGACAAAACCAGUUUUACACUGUAACCAACUCGUUCCUCUCUUCUGGACAGACGUGAUGAGAGCGGACAUGUAACAUAGAUAUCUAGAUUUUUAUUCUGGAAGUUUUAUCAUUUCCUGACACGUACUCCAGACGUAAAGCAGACUUCAUUCUCCCUUAAGACACGGUCAGUUCCUUGAUUUUCAUACGUUUUUGUUGCACACUUGUUCUAAACAAGAGACGUCUUAUUUAAAGUUGUAAAGAGGACUGAGUGUGUGUUUCUAGACAAGGCCAGUAGAGAAUUGUAAAAAUGUUGUUGUUCGACUGUUUCAGUACACCAUCCGGUACGACGACACACACACACACCCUGAGAGGCGAGGGUCAGGGAGAGGGUGAGUGUCAUUCUCUGUAGCUACAGCUGUCGUGUACGGAAUUGCCAUGUUUGUAGGAUGUCGUGACGUUGUGUCGUAGAUGAUAGGUCGUCGUCGGUAGCAGCGGUAACACCCAGACGCAUCACAGCACAGACUCCACAGCCUGCAGAGACACGUCAAAACCUUCCCCAGAUGUUAGUCUGUUAAAAAAAUACAAAAACACAGAACCACGCUCAUCUCACCCGCCCACCAGACAGCAGCUGUAAAUCCUUUCGAGCAAAAGUGUAAGCAACAAAAACAUGCCAACGAUGCAAAAUCUCGCAUCUCCUCGUUUUCUUUGGAUAAUCGUUAGGAUCUUAAUUUGCCUGCAGAUUUGCAAAGAAAAAAAUUACAAUAAAAAUAAAAUUUGUAGUUCAUUGUGGUGAAUGGAAAAAAUGCACUACGUUUAUCUAAUUGCAGAGGUUUAACAAAAUAUUAGUAACACUGUAUAUUGUUCAUAUGAGUUUCUUUUUUAUUUAUUUUGUAUACAGAUCUUUAUCUCUGUUUGCUGGAAAUCUUUGUUUUUAUUUAUAGGAGGGGUCUUUCUUUUUUCCUUUUAUAGAUUUUUAUUUAUGGAGAGUAAUUAAAAAAAAAAAAAAAAAAAGCGUGCUUAUCUUGAAGUGUAUGACCGAGAGGGGAGGUGUCCUCAUCUGCUUCUGUUCAGCUUUGAGAAGUGAUGUGAAGAAGAAAAAAUGUUUUCCAUGUAGACAAAAAGGAUGUGUUAAAAGUUAGAGGGAGAUAAGUCAUUUCCUAAUGAGAAUAAUUACUGCUUAGCUGUUUUAUUCAUUAAAAAUCUAAAGGUCUGAAAUUUGGUUUUAAACUUAAACUUUUAGUCUUAACCAAGAAUCUUAAUAAUAGAAUAAAACCCAUGUUAAUAAUUCUCUCUUCUUCCUCAUCACUGUCUCCUGAGGAUGGACAGAAGUGGACUACUGUGCCUCAGGAGCAGGAGCCUCAUACACUUUGUGCUUUGAUUUCCAAUCUCAGUUUUUCUGUUUGCACACGAGUACAUUCAGACUGAACGGCACCGUCCACCUACCACCUCUACUUUCUCACUGUGUCAGCUCAGACUGUUGUUAUGUUUCCUUGUUUGUUUUUUUUCUUUUUUACUUUUGUAAACAGGUCAGUGAUCUGCCGCCAAGUUAGUGUUUCAAAGAACAUGAUGUGCCUUUUUAUGGUUAAGUUUGGUUCUGCUUCUGUUUGACUGUCAUUGAGCUGUUUGAGCCCGACGGUCUGCUGCGCUGUGUCAGGGGUCACUUCAGCCAAUUCAACAUGUUCACUUGAAAACACACAGCUCACACACCUGAGAUACAGCCUUCAGUCCCAACUUUAUCUCCACAGAUCAGAUGAUGGAAUCUGCAGUAUCCUUUCCUAAAUCCAUUUUAUUGUUGGGAAGAAAAUAUUUUGUUAUUUUUCUUACUUUAAUUUAAUACAUAUUUUGUACAAGUUACAUGAGUAAAUGUAAUUGAUCCAAACUUUUUAAAUUAUUAAGCUCAGUCAAACUGUUCAGGUUUGGGUUCAAAACAAUAAAAAGUAAACUGUUUGGCCCUUCACUGGUAACCAUCUGACCAUCAGCCAGUUAUAAGAAAGGAUAAUACCAGUGUUAAUUGUUAGUGCAUCUAAUGUUUUCCAUAUAUUUAUAAGAAGCCUAUCAGUGGCUUUACAUGUUAUCAAGUAAUUUCAUUUCCCAAUUCCAGCAAUAAUGUGAUUUCAUUUAAAGACACAAAUUGGUUUAUAAACAUGUUUUGGAGGAAUCAGAUUAAUGCAACACAUGCACUGUAAAUAUUUAUUUUCUGAUUUUAUCACCUUAAACUGAUGAUUCACCGUGACCUGUUUUCUUGCUUUUCUGCAUGUGACUUCCUCUUAGUAAAUGUGACAAAUAUACAUGUGGUUACAGAUUCAUCAAAGGUGUAAGACACUGGUGUUAUCUUUUCAUUUAAAGGAUAGGCUGGCUGUUUGUAUAUUUGUGUUUCUGUCAGCAGAUUCCAUGCAAAGACCAAAACCAACCAUGUGUUAGUUUGUUUAUACUUACAGCUUUCAGCCCCAAACCCACUGGUUCCUGCUGAAGAUUUAAAUCUUUUAAAAUUGGACACGAAUAUUUAAAUGUUUUCUAAUUGGUUUCUUUAAAUAGCUGGUAUCAAAUGCAAAGACUAUGUUCAACUGUGGAUGAAUACAUAUUUGGGCAGCAGGAUGGUGAGUGUGGGAUGACUUCAAAUGAACUACAGCACCUACAUGCAUCUUUUGGUAAAAAAAACAACAAAACAUUUUAAAACCUCCGCUGACGCAUUUAAAUUGAAAGAACAGCAGCAUCUGAAGUUUUGUCUCAUGUGAGCAGCUGUAAAGACAGAUAGUUAAACAUUUUUUUGUUUGUUUUCACAGUCCUUGAUGAGUAAGAGGGAUAUAACUUUAUUUUUAAAUAAACCUUUUUUCUGUGACAAAA
This is a messenger RNA of Lates calcarifer (barramundi perch), 6170 nucleotides long. RefSeq names its product alpha-1,6-mannosylglycoprotein 6-beta-N-acetylglucosaminyltransferase (gene mgat5). The transcript is spliced from 17 exons. NCBI's taxonomy places the organism in Eukaryota, Metazoa, Chordata, Actinopteri, Centropomidae. Gene Ontology annotation, molecular function: alpha-1,6-mannosylglycoprotein 6-beta-N-acetylglucosaminyltransferase activity. The record is from RefSeq and is a predicted model, not a curated record. Bases 403 to 2628 code for a protein of 741 amino acids. Gene Ontology annotation, cellular component: Golgi apparatus. Gene Ontology annotation, biological process: protein N-linked glycosylation.